Molecule: messenger RNA, 1315 nt
Organism: Myxocyprinus asiaticus (Chinese sucker)
Lineage: Eukaryota; Metazoa; Chordata; Actinopteri; Cypriniformes; Catostomidae
Product: ADP-ribosylation factor-like protein 16
Exons: 5
Coding region: 203-628 (141 amino acids)
Molecular function (GO): GTPase activity; GTP binding
Source: RefSeq, a predicted model, not a curated record
AAACAGCAUCAUCAGGCUCACUGUUAGAGAUCAUGUGCUUAUUGCUCGGCGCAACAGGAGUUGGAAAAACGCUUUUACUGAAGCGACUUCAGAAGUUGUGUCAGGUCGACUCUGCAGAUUUGGGUGAAGCGCCCGUCACGCUGCCAACGGUGAGAUGCGCUGCCGGUCCAAAUUAAAUUAACAUGUUCGUAAGAUUUAAAAAAUGAAUCAGAUAAAUAAUGCAAAGGUUGGCACCAACCUCACAGACCUCACAUUUCGGAGGAAGAAGAUAACUGUACGAGAGUUGGGAGGCUGUAUGGGGCCCAUUUGGCCCAAAUACUACUUGGAUUGCACAUCCGUUAUUUUUAUGGUGGAUUGUGCAAACAUCUCCCAGAUUUCCUCCUCGUGCGUUCAGAUGCUGUCUGUACUCUCUGCUGAGCCACUUCAAGCUGCUGCUGUACUUGUACUUUUCAACAAAAGGGAUCUGCCAUGCACCAUGUCUCUUGUGGAGCUGAAAUCAUUGUUCAGAAUGGAUGACAUCAUUAGAACUGCACCUCAGUCUAUCACAACAUUAGAGAUCAGUGCACGUUCUGGCCAGGGUCUUCAGGAUGUGCUCAACUGGCUCUUUUCAAACCGGUCUGACACGUGAUAGAUGUGGAUGUUGAGAACUGCUGGCCAAUGUUAUAUCACAGAACAUGGUAUACACUGACAAAUGUGAUGUGAAGAUCUAAUAGUGAUUUCCACUCAGCCCGCUAUGUAGAGUCCCACUUGUGUUGUGCAAACACACAUUCUUUUGAGCAACAGUUUUGAAAUGUGGAAGAAGGUGAUGUGGUUGAUUUCUAACAAAAUUAUUUAGUCACAUACAGGGAGGGUCCCUAUGACUUAAAAGUGAUACUUCACCAAAAAUUAUAAUUCUGUAAUAAUUUAAUCAAAUGACAUUAAGAAUAUUAUUUUCAAGAUUUGUGAAGCCAUACAAUAUUUAAGUGAAAUUUAAGUCUGCUUGACAGCCCAUGAUAAUAGUACAGUAUGUAAUUAUUGUAUGCAAUUAAGCAGCUCAGAUGUUCUUCAAAAUAUCUUAUACAAGUUAUUAUAAGAUAUUAUGCAUCUUAUUAUAACAUAAUAAAUUAAUAUGUUAUUCAAAUUAUUAACAAUUUGAAGAAUCUCUUAGCAAUAACAAAACAAUCCUGAUAAACCGUUCAACAGCACUGGGAUGCUUCUCUAUUUUGUUUUAUCACUCAGCUUUUCUGUGUUCAUGGCUUAUUCAAAUAAAAUAAUUUUCAAAUGACUGUUCAUUUUGAUAUCUUUCCCUGAUUUGUUCAGUGGCCAUUUCUGGAAA